CGGAGCGAGCGUGGAAUAAGAGAUUUUACAAAAACCCGGUGUCAGUCGUCAGACCUGGAAUGGGAAGCCCCGAUCCCGCGUUUGCAGCAAACGGCAGAAUGGCUGCGGGCAUCAGGCGGCGACAAGGCCGUGGUUCCUGCCGCCAUCUUUCUUAGGGGCGGUAGAGCAUAAGACGUAUGCGUGGCCACCAUAGUUAUAGGGGGCAACUGUGCGUUGGGCUCGCGUGUAACCUUCCUUUGUUAUGGGUUUGGAUGGGGACUUACAUGCAGAAAACUCAAACCAUGAGAAACUCUUGUCUCUGAUGGAUUUCUGCCCUACUCUGACGGAGGUGGUUGAUGAGUAUAUUUACUGGGAAAGAAGUUUGGAGCUGGUCAAACACUAAGCCAAAGGAGUGGCUUCAGGCUGGUCAAGAGCUCCUGUUGUACCGCAUAUAUUUAGUGGAGGGGAAGUGCUCUCAACUUGUAUGGAGCUUUAUUUCAGCUAUUGCAGCCUCAGAGGUCGGGACUGCAAAUUGGGUUUGGGGCCGACUGUAGGGAGUCCUGCUUUUAAGGAUUAGGAUCCAUCAAACAAGCUUCUGGCAGCAUCCGGCUUGUAGAAUGUUCGGAAAUUAACCCCUAACCACAGUUCUGUUUCGCCUCUGCCCUCCCUGAUCACCUCUCCGUCGUCGUUUACCUUCUUCCAUCGAUAAUCUUGGGGGCAUUUUAAGUCUGUUUAGUAUUUUACUGGUAAUUUCUCAGACCUUGUCCAAUUGAAAUUUCUAGAGCUGCUCAGCUGCUGAUCCCGUGCUGCUGACUUGUUAGUUUUAUGUUCCCUCAAUAUCUUCCAGAGUCAAGAAUUCUUUUUCCAGUGUGGGAGUCCGUUUCUCUACACUUUUUCCUGUACUCCCUCUUGUUUGAAUUCCGUUUCUCUCUCACAGACACCAGUAAAUUUCGCCAACUCCCAGGUGCCUGGAGAGAUGAUCAUCGACCUUCUUGAACUGCUGUAGUUGUGUGGCGAAGGUGCUCCCACAGUGUUGUUAGAAUAUUAGACGGGAAGGAUUCACAGUUGGAGGAGACCCAAGCCGAACAGCACAUUGGCACCUGACAGAGACGUUGAGUUUAUCGAGGCCUGCAUAUUACCAGAUUUUGAGAAUGGAAGGGGAAAGCACUGUGAAUAGUGGGGAGAGACCGUACACGUGUUCUGUGUGUGGACAAGGCUUCAGCCGAUCAUCCGGCCUGUCUGAACACAAAUGGAAUCACAACGGGGGCAAGCCAUGGAAGUGUGAGGACUGUGGGAAGGGAUUCAUUUCCCCGUCGAAGCUGGAAGCUCAUCGGCGCACUCACACCGGGGAGAGGCCAUUCCCCUGCUCCGUCUGCGACAAGAGAUUCGCCCUGCCAUCUGACUUGCUGAGACACCAGCGUGUUCACACCGACGAAAGACCUUUCCAGUGCCCGGACUGUGCAAAGUGCUACAAAAGCUCCGGAGAACUGAUGCGCCACCAGCGUGUUCACACAGACGAGAGACCAUUCAGGUGCGCCCUCUGCGGUUCUGGGUUCAGAACUUCGUCUGACCUGACUGUUCACCAGCGCGUCCACACCGGGGAGAGACCAUUCACGUGCUCCCAGUGCGGGAAGGGCUUCACUCAGUCAUCCAGCCUGCUGGCCCACCAGCGGGUUCACACCGGGGAGAAGCCCUUCAUCUGCUCCAUGUGCGGGAAAGGGUUCACUUCCUCGUUCAACUUGCUGACGCACCAGCGGGUUCACACCGAGCGGACCCCAUUCAUGUGCUCUCCCUGCGGGAUUCGCUUCAAGCACUCCUCUCAACUCGACGCACACCAGAGACUCCACAGCGGGGAGAGGCCGUUCACCUGCUCAGAGUGUGGGAAGGGCUUCACCCAGUCGUACAACCUUCUGAUACACCAGCGGGUUCACACCGGGGAGCGGCCGUUCACCUGCUCUAAGUGUGGGAAGGGCUUCACUUGUUCGUCCCACCUGCUGAGACACCAGCGGGUUCACAACCUGUCUGCCACCUGUGAGGCACAAGCCAGGAGUCUGGUUGAAAGUUUUUCAGUUAACCUGGUUACGCAUGAAAGGGGUCAGUUGCUAGACAGCUGGUUUGCAGUGCAGAUUGGAGCUGACAUCAUGGGUUCAAUUCCCACACUGGCUGAGAUUACUGUGAAAGACUGUAAUUCACCAAAGACCCUCAGGCCUGAAUAUCACUGGGUUUUGGACAUGGAAGGAGAAAGCACCAUUCACAACGGGGAGAAACCGUACAUCUGUUCUGCUUGUGGGCGAGGCUUCAGCCGACCAUCUGACCUGUCAAGACACAAAUGUGGUCAGACUGGGGUAAAACUGUGGAAGUGUGGGAACUGUGGGAAGGGAUUUGAUUACCCAUCCCAGCUGAAAAGGCAUCAGCGCAGUCACAACGGAGAGAAGCCAUGGAAAUGUACAGACUGUGGGAAGGGAUUCAAUUAUCCAUCUGAGCUGGAAAUUCAUUGGCGCACUCACACUGGGGAGAAGCUGUUCACUUGCUCGCAAUGUGGGAAACGAUUGGCUCACUUACACAGUCUGCUGAUACACCAGCGAGUUCACACGGGGGAGAGACCCUUCAGCUGUUCUGAGUGUGGGAAGGGAUUCACUACGUCAUCCCACCUAUUGACACACCAGCGAGUUCACACAGGAGAGACACCUUUUAAAUGCCCCGAUUGCGAUAAAUGUUAUAAAAGCUCCGGGGAACUGAUGUCCCAUCAACGUGUUCACACGGACGAGAGACCGUUUAAGUGUUCUCACUGUGGGACAGGGUUCAAACACUCGUCUCAACGCACCGUACACCAGCGAAUUCACACUGGGGAGAGACCAUUCAGCUGCUCUGAGUGUGGGAAGGGCUUCACUCAAUCAUCUGACCUGCUGAAACACCAGCGGGUUCACACUGAUGAGAAACCUUUUAACUGUCCGGACUGUGGGAAGUGUUUUAAAAGCCCUGGGGAUCUGAUGUCCCAUCAACGUGUUCACACUGACGAAAGACCGUUCAAGUGCUCUCACUGUGGGACUGGGUUCAGACGAUCAUCUGACCUUAUCGUACACCAGCGAGUUCACACUGGGGAGAGGCCAUUUACUUGCUCUGAGUGUGGGAAAGGAUUCGCUCAGUCAUCCCACCUGCUCAUACACCAGCGCGUUCACACUGACAAGAGACCUUUUGAGUGUCCAGAAUGCAGCAAGUGUUUUAAAAGUUCUGGGGAACUGAUGACCCAUCAACGUGUUCAUACCGACAGCAGACCUUUUCAAUGCCCAGACUGUGGGAAAUGCUUUAAAAGUCCUGGGGAACUAAUGUCCCAUCAACGCAUUCACACUGACGAGAGACCAUUCAGGUGCUCUCACUGUGGAACUGGGUUCAAGCGAUCGUCUGACCUCAAUGAACACCAGCGAAUUCAUGCUGGGGAAGCAACCAAUCAUCUGCUCGACUCGAAUCCAGAACUUCAGGCUCAGGGAUGGGAAUCGAAUCCAGAGCUCUGGUACAAAGGCAUUGGCACUACCCAAUCUCACCCUCUUUCCCGCUCGUCUGUCGCCUCUCACUGCGGCGGUAUCUUACCCCACCGCCGUCUCAGACGACACCCGUGCGAGCGUGCUAUACUGCGCAUGUGUCUAGCUCUCCUGUUGUGGAUAGUGGACUUUCACCGCCGCAGGGCCUGCUGGGUCACAAGAUCGGCUGAAACGUCGCUUGCACACAGGACACGUGUAUGGUUUCUCCAAACUGUGAAUGGUGCUUUCUCUUUCCAUGUUCAGAGUCCGAAUGAUAUUGGAUCCCGACGUCAUGAUGAAUUGAGCUCAUUUGACAACUUCAGUCUGAAAACUGUUGGCUCUGGCUGCAUUGCAAAGUCGUCAAAAAUCCAGCAACUUCACCCUUCUACUACAAAAGAGCCCUUAUUUGCUCCAUCUGUGUUGAACACCUUGGUUCUAAGACUAACACCUGUCAUAAAUAAUAGCAAAAAUACUGCAGCUGCUUGGAUGACUGAGCGAAUCCCUUCCCACACAAUGAGCAGACGAACGGCCUCUCCCCAGUGUGAAGUCUUUGGUGUGCGAGCAGGGUGGAUGACUGAGCGAAUCUCUUCCCACAAUCAGAGCAGGUACAUCUGUUGUACUGGCAGCGAAUUCCACGAUUUUGGCUGUGACAGUGAAGGAACGGCUGUGAAACAGGGAGCCCGUGAGCCCACGCUCCCUGUGAUGCGAACGGGAACGGGUGGGGGGGUUGCUGGUGGACCGGAAGAUUACGAUCCGCGCCCCGCACUGACUCGGGCUGGUUACCGCAGCCUUUCGGGCCUCCGUCCAGUCGGCAGCGGCUGCAGGAAAAUGGCGGCUGCGCAUGCGCCACACAAAUCACGGCUCGCCGAGCCGGGACUGCGCAUGCUCCCGGCGGCCGUGGCCGGCUGGUCGUGCCCGAAAGGGUGUCGGGGGGCGGUUCUGGCCCUCCAUCCAAUCGGAGUGAAGGCGGGGGCGUGGCUGCAGCGGAGGUAUACUGGCGUAGUGCCAGAGCAGAAUUCGAUGGUAGAUGGUGCAGGAAUAAUAAGGAGAGGAAAUCAAACAACGGUCGGGUUGGCUGAAAGAUUUAACAAACACCCGGGGGGCAAUGUUCCCCGGGACGUUGCCUCGGACGCCAUGUUUAUCGGGUGCGAGGUGCUGAAGGGCGCAUGUCGAGCUUGCUUUCUUUCAGACUUCAGUGGUAGACACAUUCUUCCAACCUCUCAGAACCAGAACAUGGAAGGAGACAGCACCGUUUGCAGCAGGGAGAAAUUGUUCAUGUGUCCAGUGUGUGGGCGAGGUUUCGCACAAUCAUCUGCUCUGUCGAGACACAACUGCAAUCAUAGCGUGCAGAAACCGUGGAAAUGUAGGGACUGUGGGAAGGGGUUUAUUUCCCCAUCUAAGCUAGAAACUCAUCGGCGUACUCACACUGGGGAGAAAACUUUCACAUGCUCCAACUGUGGGGAGCGAUUCACUCGCUCGUCUACCCUGCUGGCCCACCAAAGGGUUCACACAGGGGAGAGGCCAUUCGCCUGCUCUGUGUGCAGGAAGGAAUUCACUCAAUUAUCUAACCUGCUGACCCACCAGCGAGUUCACACCGGGGAGAGGCCAUUCACCUGCACUGAGUGCGGGAAGGGAUUUGCUGAUUCAUCUGCCCUGCUGAGACACAAGCGGGUCCACACUGGGGAGAGGCCGUUCACCUGCGCCGAAUGUGGGAAGAGAUUCAUUCAGUCAACCAACCUGCAGGUACACCGGCGCUCUCACACUGGGGAGAGGCCAUUCACCUGCAUUGUGUGUGAUAAAGGAUUUAGUGAUUCAUCCAGCCUACUGAUCCACCAGCGAGUUCACACCGGGGAGAGGCCGUUCACCUGCUCCGAGUGUGGGAAGAGAUUCAUUCGAUCAUCUUACCUGCUAACCCACCAGCGUGUUCACACUGGGGAGAGGCCAUUCACCUGCACAGAGUGUGGCAAGGGGUUCACUGAUUCAUCUGCCCUGCUGAGACACAAGCGGGUUCACACCAGCGAAAGGCCGUUCACCUGCUCUGAGUGUGGGAAGGGGUUCAUUCAGUCGUACAAGCUGCAGAUACACCAGCGCAACCACACGGGGGAGAGGCCGUUCAUCUGCACUGUGUGUGGAAAAGGAUUUACUGAUUCAUCCAGCCUGCUGACACACCAGCGAGUCCACACUGGGGAGAGACCGUACAUUUGCUCAGAGUGUGGGAAGAGAUUCACUCGUUCGUCCAGCCUGCUGACACACCAGCGAGUACACACUGGGGAGAGACCGUUCACCUGCUCUGAGUGUGGAAGGAGAUUCACUCGUUCAUCUUACCUGCUGACACACCAGCAAGUUCACAAUCAGAUACUGUGAUCGGAUUUUGAUGUUAAACGUGUCCAGCAAUGACUCAUGGACUUGGUCCACUUCUGAUGUUGAUUAAACUCCAGCUCUUGUACCGGGGCCAAUAAAAGUCAAAAAUGGA
Molecule: messenger RNA, 5970 nt
Organism: Stegostoma tigrinum
Lineage: Eukaryota; Metazoa; Chordata; Chondrichthyes; Orectolobiformes; Stegostomatidae
Product: zinc finger protein 850-like
Exons: 14
Coding region: 1131-5861 (1576 amino acids)
Source: RefSeq, a predicted model, not a curated record